CAAUCACCCAAUACUGCAUCCGUUUAGCUCUUCUGACUUUGACCCGAACGCUUCCGUCAAAUGGGUAGCCUUGGGUCAUCCCCGCCAGUUGAUACGUUCCAACUGUAUGAUCUCCGUGUCGAGGUCAUAUGUCCGCCAGGGGAACGUAUACUAUGUGGAGCGAAAGAGGGCGACCAUUUUGUUCUCGAAGGAGAAAUGCUUCAUCUCCCUCCUGGACAAGCAUUCUCCAUUUACUCACUCAGCGCAGUUUUGCCGCUUCUAGCAGCUAAGCAGCGUGUCACCCAUCCAAAUGAUUGGAUGAGCACAGAUGCUGAGGUUGCUUGUCCCGACCCAAAUUGCAAGUCUAGGUUGAGAAUCUCGAGGACUGGAGUUAGGACAUUCAGCCAUGCUGAAGUUACAGUUCUUCCCCUUGUGCCCCAGGGUUAUGGUCAGGCUAGCACUGACUCAGCACUAGCGGUGGCCUGAUGAAGAGAUGAAGAAGUUCAGGAAACGGCUGGAUCGCAGCGCCCCGGUUCUUUGCAGGCUCAUCAGUGAUCAGAGUUGGCUGUGGGCCCUUUGCAAGUAGUUGAUAUACGUCGGAUAUGGAUGCAUUGAAUAUUUGGACUGCUACUGUGCCUAUUAUGUAGUAGAGGAGAUUGACCAAGUAGCCAAGUUCUGUGUCUUCAUGACAGUACUAGUGAAGCACAAACAUGCCUCGAGGCUCCUAGAAAUUGCUUCGAACUUAUGUAAUUUUGGGGCAGUACACCGAGUCUGUUUAUUAGCCAAACGCGUGCUUAUUAUAAA
This is a messenger RNA of Suillus bovinus, 783 nucleotides long. RefSeq lists its product as uncharacterized. The record is from RefSeq and is a predicted model, not a curated record. The coding region runs from base 61 to 465 and encodes 134 amino acids. The transcript is spliced from 2 exons. NCBI's taxonomy places the organism in Eukaryota, Fungi, Basidiomycota, Agaricomycetes, Boletales, Suillaceae.